Molecule: messenger RNA, 1450 nt
Organism: Etheostoma spectabile (orangethroat darter)
Lineage: Eukaryota; Metazoa; Chordata; Actinopteri; Perciformes; Percidae
Product: AP-3 complex subunit mu-2-like
Biological process (GO): vesicle-mediated transport; intracellular protein transport
Cellular component (GO): clathrin adaptor complex
Source: RefSeq, a predicted model, not a curated record
AUUCUUCCUCACACCAAGAGCUGCUCCACCUAACGGGAAGCAACGACGGCGGCUUAAUCUUUCAUCAGGAAAAAGGGUGAAAGGCGAGACGAAGCCGUAAAGAACUGUCUUUGCCUCCAGCCAAAAUGAUCCACAGCCUGUUCCUAAUCAACGCCUCAGGGGACAUUUUCCUGGAGAAGCACUGGAAGAGCGUGGUCAGCCGCUCUGUGUGUGACUACUUCUUUGAGGCACAGGAACGCGCCACUGAGCCGGAGAACGUCCCACCAGUUAUACCCACACCGCAUCACUACCUUAUCAGUGUGCUCAGGCAUCGCAUCUACUUUGUUGCAGUCAUCCAGAGUGAGGUGCCACCGCUGUUUGUCAUCGAGUUCCUGCACAGAGUCGUCGACACGUUCCAGGAUUAUUUUGGAGUGUGUACCGAGGCUGCUAUUAAGGACAAUGUGGUAGUGGUCUAUGAACUACUGGAGGAGAUGCUGGACAACGGCUUUCCACUGGCCACAGAGUCCAACAUCCUCAAAGAGCUCAUUAAGCCUCCCACCAUCCUCCGCACAAUGGUCAACACCAUCACAGGCAGCACCAAUGUUGGUGAACAGCUCCCAACAGGCCAGCUGUCAGUGGUGCCAUGGCGACGCACCGGAGUCAAAUACACCAACAACGAGGCCUAUUUUGACGUGGUGGAGGAGAUCGAUGCUAUCAUCGAUAAAUCAGGCUCCACUAUUACAGCAGAAAUCCAGGGAGUCAUUGAUGCCUGCGUAAAACUGACAGGCAUGCCCGACCUCACUCUCUCUUUCAUGAAUCCUCGGCUGCUGGAUGAUGUCAGCUUCCACCCGUGUGUUCGGUUCAAGCGCUGGGAAGCUGAGCGGAUCCUCUCCUUCAUCCCCCCCGAUGGAAACUUCCGGUUGCUCUCCUACCAUGUCAGCUCCCAGAACCUGGUGGCGAUCCCAGUGUACAUCAAGCACAACAUCACCUUCCGAGAGGGAAGCUCCCAGGGACGUUGACUGACUCUGGGACCAAAACAGACCAUGGGCAAGGCCGUGGAGUCGGUCCUAGUCAGCAGCCAGCUGCCCCGCGGCGUCCUGAACGCCAAUCUCAACCCCACCCAGGGAACAUACACCUUCGACCCAGUCACAAGGUACUUAGAAACAAUGUUGAGCUGGGAUGUUGGCAAGAUCAACCCUCAGAAGCUUCCCAGCCUGAAAGGCACCAUGAGCCUGCAGGCCGGGGCCUCCAAACCUGAUGAGAACCCCACCAUCAACAUCCAGUUAAAGAUCCAACAGAUGGCCAUCUCAGGGCUGAAGGUGAAUCGACUGGACAUGUACGGUGAGAAGUAUACUUUCAAAGGUAUCAAAUACAUGACCAAAGCUGGCAAGUUCCAGGUGCGGACAUAAGGACUACUGCUCUGCGACUACUGGACCAAACCACCAUGACACUAAGGGAUGCUGUGAUGGGG